AUGCAAAGUGCUUUUAUUCCUGGCAGAUUAAUCACUGAUAAUAUUUUAGCUGCCUAUGAGACUAUGCACACUAUGCAGACUCGCAUGUGGAGUAAAACAGGCUUUAUGGGUCUCAAGCUCGAUAUGAGUAAAGCUUACGACAGGGUGGAGUGGGGAUUUUUGGAAUCUGCUAUGCUACGGAUGGGUUUUGAGACAAAAUGGGUGCAACUUAUUAUGGCAUGUGUGAGAUCAGCACAUUAUUCAGUCUUGGUGAAUGGCAAUCCGGUUGGAGAUAUUCGACCGUCCAGGGAUAUACGCCAAGGUGACCCGAUCUCUCCAUAUAUUUUCUUGAUUUGUGCUGAGGUGCUGAGCUCUUUACUUACUCAGGCAGAACAAAAGGGAAUUAUUACAGGGGUGCCGACUUCCCCCAGAGGUCCAAAAAUCAGCCACCUUUUCUUUGCGGAUGACAGCAUCCUCUUUUGCAAAUCUAACUCUGUGGAAUGGAGACGGUUAUUGAAAAUCUUGGGAAUUUAUGAGGCAGGGUCGGGCCAAAAGCUAAAUUUGGAGAAAGCGGCUAUUUUCUUUAGUCGGAAUACUAGCCUAUCUCGACGAGCUGAGAUUCUAAAUUUGUCCGGAUUGACAGAAGCUCGAAGAUUUGACACAUAUUUGGGAUUACCGGCAUUGAUUGCUGGAAAAGAAGUGCUUUUGAAGGCGGUGGUCCAAGCGGUACCAACUUAUAGUAUGAGUGUUUUCUUGCUGCCUACUACUCUUUGCAAAGAUCUCAAUAAAUUGAUGCAACAAUUCUGGUGGAAUCAUAUGGCUUCUACUUCUAGUAUUCACUGGAUGAGUUGGGAAAAAAUGGGGAGAUCUAAACGUUGUGGAGGGCUUGGUUUUAGGGAUCUUAUUUGUUUUAACAAGGCUUUACUUGCAAAACAAGGAUGGCGACUUCUCCAGAAUCCAUCCUCUCUUGUGGGUAGAAUUCUAAAAGCCAAGUAUUUUCCAAGAUCCUCUUUUUUGGAAGCUUUUAUUGGUAAUCAUCCUUCCUAUGCUUGGAGGAGUAUUCUCUCAGCUAGGGAGCUUUUGCAGCAGGGUAUUUUAUGGAGGGUUGGAGAUGGCACAAAGAUUCAAAUUUGGAGGGACAGGUGGCUACCUACCCCUACUACAUAUAAGAUCCAGUCUGUCCCUAUUCCACAAAUGGAGGAUUCACGGUUGGCUAUGCUCAUUAAUAGGGAUACAAAGAUGUGGGAUAUUUCCCUUUUCCAUGUACUCUUUCGACCUGAGGAGGUGAAGGAUGUGUGGAGUGUGGGUCAAUCUCCAUUCCAGAAAUGUGCUUUCAUUGAUUUUACUUUCAUGGAGAUUUUUAUGGAGUGUUGUAGCCGCUUUGAAGUUGAGCAAAUGGCUAUCUUUGCUGUCCUUGCCAGAAGAAUUUGGUUUAGAAGAAAUGCUAUGUUGUUUGAAGGUAAAAAUGAACAUCCAAACCAGAUUUACCGAGAAGUGGUGACAGCGGCUGCUGAUUUUAUUGAUAAUAAUAGAGGGGAAGAAUCUGCGGUUGAACCUGUAGUUUUUAAUACGGGCUCCUGGACUCAUCCACCUUCAGGUAUUGUUAAAAUUAAUUUUGAUGCUGCUUUAAAUCAAGAGAAAGGAAUGGUGGGGAUUGGUGUGGUGGCGAGGGACUCAAUGGGCUUCCUAUUGGGUGCUAAAUGUUUUUCUAUCCAUAUAUUCACUGAUCCUCAUACAGCAGAAAUGCUGGCAGCAACAUAUGCAGUAUCUUUUAGUAAGGAGGUAGGUUUUUUUGAAGUGAUUUUUGAAGGCGAUGCACUGAAUGUUAUUAAGGAGGUGAAUUCUAAUCCACCUUUUCUUUCGAGCGUUGGUCAUUUGGUUGAAGGCAUUCGAAAUGAGGUGGGUUUUUUUAGAACAUAUUCUUUUGUCCAUGUAACUAGAGGUCUCAAUGAAGCUGCUCAUAUUUUGGCUAAGACUGCGAUUACUAAUGUUGUUGAUGAUGUUUGGUUAGAAGAAAUUCCUCCUUGUAUUUUGGAGACUAUUACUAGGGACUUUCAAGUCCUUAGAUCCUAA
This is a messenger RNA of Alnus glutinosa, 2052 nucleotides long. RefSeq lists its product as uncharacterized. Gene Ontology annotation, molecular function: nucleic acid binding; RNA-DNA hybrid ribonuclease activity. The coding region runs from base 1 to 2052 and encodes 683 amino acids. The transcript has 3 exons. Lineage: Eukaryota; Viridiplantae; Streptophyta; Magnoliopsida; Fagales; Betulaceae. The record is from RefSeq and is a predicted model, not a curated record.